Molecule: messenger RNA, 2090 nt
Organism: Paramecium sonneborni
Lineage: Eukaryota; Ciliophora; Oligohymenophorea; Peniculida; Parameciidae
Source: the annotation of a GenBank genome assembly
AUGAUCACUGGUACUAUUGAAAUAUUUGUUCAUCUAAGUGAAUUUAGAAAUAUCGAUUUGUUUCAUUAAGGAGUUUAUCAAUUAAAAACGUCAAUAUUUUAAAAGAAUUAAAAUCAAACCUAAGGUGAGGCAUCAUAUGCUUAACCAUAUAUGAGUGUGGAAAAGAAAAAAUUUAUUCCAAAUCAAGCUAUUGAUACAGUAGUUGAGUAACACAAACUAUUAGACACAGACUUUUACAGCAAGGCAUUUAUCAUUAAAUAUUGCGAUUAAGUAGUUGAUUUAAAUGAAGGAUGUGUAUUUAGAAUUGAAGUAUAAGCAUAUCCAGAAAUGGAUCCUCAUAAUAUAUAUUGUGUUACAGAACUUUUGUUUUGUGAACCUAGUGUUAUAACAUAAGAGGAUUUUAAAAUAGUAUGAUAACAUUUGAUUUUAGGAUAAAUUGUAACAAUAUCAAAAAUGUGUAGCAAAAUUUCAGAGUCGAUUACACAAUAUAAAAUUGAUUAAAGAAUUUGUAUCUUGCCAAUUUGAUGAAUAACAUUUCUGCUAGUUGAAAUUAACAGUUCAUUCAGUUUUAGUUGAUUUUAAAUAUCAUUAAAACAAUCUAAGUAUUGAAUAAUUUAUGAGUAAAAUAACUAACAAAUGUAAUUCAAGAAUUAUAACAAUUAGUUAUAUCAAAUCUUGUAUUUGACUUCUACGCAGGUUAUAAUAAAAUAUUAUUAUAAAUCCAUGAAUAACUCUAAAAUUAUUAUUUACAAGUUAUCAAGUAAUGUAUAUCAGAUGAACAUAUAAAAAAUAAAUACAGUUAAUUAUAAUAUAUAAACAAGUCAUUAAAUUAUAAAGAGUUAUAUGAAUACAGUUCAAGAAUGGAUGAAUUGAAAAACAAUGUUUAACUUUAGGAAGAAUUAUGUAAUUAAUUAUUCUUGGAAAUAAAGCAUAUAUCAUCUAAAAUAUUUAUGGUUUGGUAUUAGUUUAUAGAUGCUCAUAAUUUUAUGGCUUAAUCUUUGACAAAAACGUUAGAAUAAGAAUAUAUUUAAAAAUUAAAAGAGAGAUGGGGUGAAAGUAUUUUCUAACAUGUUUAAACAGUUGAUGAUUUAUCUUAAUAGGAUGCUUAAUUAGGAAAGAAUCACAAAAUAAUGGCAAAGCAAUAUAGAAAUAAUAAUUAUUAUAAAUAAUUAGAACCAUUAAAUAUAGAAGAUCUAGAUUUAUUUCCAGAAGCUAAGAUUCAUCCAAUAGUAUUUAGGGAUGUGUCAAGAAAACAAGAAGUUUAACAGAAAUAGGUGAAAGGACUUCAUUUAUUCGUAUUUGUUCACGGAUAUUAAGGAAACUCAUAUGAUAUGAGAUUAUGGAGGAAUAAUCUGGCAAUUAGAUAUCCUGAUCAUUUAUCAUUAAUAUCAAAAUGUAAUGAAGAUAACACUGAUUAAGAUAUUAUGGUUAUGGGUGAAAAAUUGGCUUUAGAAAUAAAGAGAUGGAUUAAAGAAUGGUGUCCAAAGGAGAAUUUCUCUAAAUUAUCUUUUAUUGGACAUUCUUUGGGAGGUUUAAUAAUCAGAGCAGCAUUACCUUAUUUGAGUAAAUACAAAGAGAAAAUGUUUACAUAUUUAUCAUUAGGGAGUCCACAUUUAAGUUAUACAUUAUCAUCAAGCAAAGUCGUUGAUACAGGAUUAUGGCUUAUAAGAAAAUGGAAAAAAUGUGUUUGUUUAAAUUAAUUAACUUUGAAUGAUUCUUCAAACCCUUUAGAAACUUGUCUCUAUAAAUUAUCUUUAUAUGAAGGUUUAGGAUGGUUUACUAAUAUUGCUUUAAUGAGUUCUUAUUAAGACACUUAUAGUCCUUUUGAAUCAGCUAGAAUUUAAAGACCAAAAGGCAAUAACAAAGAUGUCAUGAUUAUUAAUAAAAUGAUCGAUAAUAUUAUGAAAAAUAUUCCAAAUUAAAAAAUUGAUAGAUUAGAUGUUAAUUAUGAAUAAGUUGGAAAGUAUUUAUAAUUUAAAAUUCAUAGAUCUUUAGAUACAAUGAUUGGAAGAGCUGCUCAUAUUGCUUUCAUUGAUAAUAGUGCAUUAAUUAAAUUGUCUAUAUAUAGUUUUGAUGAAUUAUUUGAUUGA